Suillus fuscotomentosus is the source of this 1524-nucleotide messenger RNA. RefSeq lists its product as uncharacterized. NCBI's taxonomy places the organism in Eukaryota, Fungi, Basidiomycota, Agaricomycetes, Boletales, Suillaceae. The record is from RefSeq and is a predicted model, not a curated record. The coding region runs from base 1 to 1524 and encodes 507 amino acids. The transcript is spliced from 2 exons.
AUGAGUUCCCAGGUCGUCCCACGGUGUCAUAUCGAGUCCCUUCCAGUGGAGUUACUGUCAUACAUAUUCACAUUAGCCACACACGACUGUGACUCUGAAGAAGGACGCGCGUUCAGUCCUGAAAGUGUAACUCUACCGACUGUACUGGCGUCCGUGAACUCCCGCUGGAGAAAGCUCGCAAUAUCUGUCCCGACCUUAUGGUCAACACUCAGUAUCGAUCUCAAGGCGCUCGUCCGAUCACAUCCCAAUCACGUAUUCACCUUCCAUCAACAACCCUUUGAUCAGUUGUCGAGUUUUAUCACGCGGUCGAAACAUUCCUCGCUGGACAUCCUCAUCGACGCUCGCGAUCCAAAAUCGCGUGAAUUGAUAGGGUGCAUGUCUCCGUCCUCCACUGAAACCAGCCAACUCUAUGCAGACUGUUUGCCCCACCUCUUCGCCUUUUUGUUCCUGCAGAUGGACCGAUGGCGUUCGCUGGAGGUCAUCAGCGAUACUUUAAAGCCGCUUUGUGCUGCACUUCGACUUCUCAGCUCGCACAACCCGACUCGAAGUGGUUCAGCAGCUUCGCGCCUUGAGUUCAUCAAGCUCAAGCGAUCCAACGACUUUUACCACGCCCAUGCAGAACAAUUCCUCCCUCCUAUGGAGCUCGAUAGUGUCCCGUUCGCCGUCUUGACUGGCGCGUCUGAUCAAGACACCAUUGCGCCAUGUCACUCCCUCCCGAAACUGCGACACGUGGAUAUCUUUGGUGUUCCGUUGAACUGGGCAGGUUUCCUUCGUACCCUUGGUGUGGGUCACUGCAUUCAGUCAUUGGAGCUUUCGUACCACGACAGAACUCUCAGGCCAACGUUUGAUCAGUUUUCAGCGAUAAUCAACGCGUGUCCUCUGCUGCGAAGACUUGUCAUUCGGGAAUCUGGGCCGGUUCUUUCGCAGCCAUAUCACCGUCGCGGUGUCGUGUCACUUCCGAUGCUUGAGGAGCUUCACUUGGGGUACGUGGGGUACGUCGAGACGGAUUCAUUGAUCGCGCUACUCAGUCGCCUUGACGCCCCAAACCUUGUCGCACUUUCCAUCGAGGACGUAAAUCCCGUCGUUCCACGAACUAUCAGCGAAACCGGCACAAACGUUGAAAAUCUCCUCAGCUACUGUGCAACUGGCUUCAGCGAGCACCCGGCAGCCGUCAGCAGAACUAGCAUGCUGUUUCCAAAGCUUCAGCGAUUGUCGCUCAAUAGGGUUCAUGCAAGCGUCACUGCAUUCAGCAUCUUCAUGUCUGCUUUCUCCGAGCUGCGUGAUCUAUCGCUACUUCGCACGCCAAACGCGCUGGCAGCUCUGUUGCUGGAUGCGGACGCAACUAUACCCCGCCAUUCCAUCACGUCCAUCCUGGUCUCCCCGGUCACACAACCGGAGUUCCUGAAGCUGAAGCAACUUAAGGACGUAGGCCUUGUGUUGACGGGAGACGUUGAAGAGUUAAGUCCUUCCAUAUCUUACCCAACUAUAUCAGCGAGUCACUACUAUGAUUGGGCUGCCUGGUGA